UGUAUUUUGUUUAGGAUUCCUGCUACACUAGUAGGCUAGCUAGCUAACGUUAUCAAGUUUAUGUCCUACUGCCUGGAAAAUACGGUUUAGUUGCUUUACAUUUUAUUCACAGACCACAGACCGACUGCAUCUGCAUGAAGAUGAUUGAAGAUUUCGAGAGUCACGAGACUCGGUCCAGCGGGGAGCUGUGGUCAGAGAUCUGCUCGAGCCUGCCUGACGUACAGGAGGAAGCUCAAGGCCAAGAGGGGGAUAAUGCCACACUGUUCACAGAUUCAUUCCAACCCUCACAUGUUGGCAAUGGCCUGCAAUCUCAUGGCAUGUCUACGAGUGCAUCCUCUCACAGCGUCUGGGAACCUAUGGAAGACUCGGAUGUCUAUAUUGCUAGUUUAGAGAACCGUCUGAAGAGAAUAAAGGGCCAGUGCACUGAGGUGACUUCCAGGGAGAUGCUGCGCUCCCUAUCUCAGGCCAAACAAGAAUGCUGGGAUAGAUUCUUGCAUGACGCUCAGAGCUCAGAACUCUUUCAGGAGGGUGAACUAGAUCAGAGUGCCCUGGAGCAUCUAAAGCGUUGGCUGGUACCUGAGAAAGUGGCCAUCAGUGCUGAGGAGCUGGAAUAUCUCCUCCUGCCGUCACUGAGCCGAGAGCAUAUCUCCACGGACCAAUCACAGAGUGGACCAGAGGCAGCCACUCAGAACCCUGAAGAGGACGAGAGUCACACACCGGAGAAAUAACUACCUGUUCACUUCAGACAUUUUACCAACGACCCUUAUAUGUUAUGUGUUAUUACUGGACAGGAACAUGAUGUGAUUUCUUAUACUUUUGUUAUUAGAUCACGUGUGUUUGGCUGUUUAUUAAUGUCUUGUCAAAACGGGAAAGAAUUCAAUGACAUAUCAUUGGAAAAACUGCAACGGUCCAUUGUUGGUUAUGUUACUUUUUUUUCUUUUUUUUUAAUAUUGUCAUGUUGAUUUUAUGAUAUGGUUCAAUAACAAAAUGCAGUUCAUUGUUAGGGAAUAUCCCGAAACCACACUAGUUGCAUUUUGUUAGGCUACUACACUAUGUUGCACCAGAGAUGAUCUCUAAUGUUGUAAUGAGCUAUGAGUCCUAUCCAGAGUAUUAAUAGUUAAGAUGAAAUCGUUAUAAAUGUAGCUACUAUAUGUCCAUUUCCAUAUGUAUGAAAAAUGUACUAGGUUCAUUACCAUGUGUAUGAUGUACUGCAUAUUUGAGAUUCUGUAAGUAUGAUGAGAGAUUCAUUUGUAUGAAGGAAUCUUUUGAAACAAUGCUAAUAAACUUGAAAAAAAGUA
Messenger RNA from Salvelinus fontinalis (brook trout), 1298 nucleotides. It is a transcript of the gene ccdc32, whose product is annotated as coiled-coil domain containing 32. The transcript is spliced from 4 exons. The record is from RefSeq and is a predicted model, not a curated record. Gene Ontology annotation, biological process: cilium organization. NCBI's taxonomy places the organism in Eukaryota, Metazoa, Chordata, Actinopteri, Salmoniformes, Salmonidae. The coding region runs from base 135 to 728 and encodes 197 amino acids.